UGGGUAACAAGGCUGACAUGGAUGAGAGCAAAAGGGCUGUCCCCACCUCGAAGGGUCAAGCUCUUGCAGAUGAAUAUGGCAUCAAGUUCUUUGAGACAAGUGCCAAGACAAACUUAAAUGUGGAAGAAGUUUUCUUCUCAAUAGCUAGGGACAUUAAACAAAGACUCGCUGAUACUGAUUCAAAAUCCGAGCCUCAGACAAUCAAGAUUAAUCAAGCAGAUCAGGGGGCAGGGGCUGCACAAGCUGCUCAAAAAUCGACAUGCUGUGGUUCUUAAGCAAGAUGCGUUGAUGGGAUCUUACGGUACACUCUUAAGGAACCAUUUGUGGAAACUAUCGAUCGGUCCUGUUACAACUAUGUCACUGCUGCCUGUAUCAGUUCUCAUUAUCAUUUUUUUUCCCAACUAGUGCUAAUCUGAGUGUGAAUGACAACAGACAGAUAUCCUUAUUUGAGAAAUUAAUUAUAUAUUAGUUGAUUUUUUACAAACA
Messenger RNA from Cucurbita moschata (crookneck pumpkin), 486 nucleotides. RefSeq names its product ras-related protein RABE1a-like. The record is from RefSeq and is a predicted model, not a curated record. Lineage: Eukaryota; Viridiplantae; Streptophyta; Magnoliopsida; Cucurbitales; Cucurbitaceae. Gene Ontology annotation, biological process: protein secretion; regulation of exocytosis. The transcript is spliced from 4 exons. Gene Ontology annotation, cellular component: plasma membrane. Gene Ontology annotation, molecular function: GTPase activity; GTP binding. The coding region runs from base 18 to 275 and encodes 85 amino acids.